CUUGUGUGCAAAAAAUGCUAAUAUUACCAUUUAUCACCAUUUACGUCAAAUCGUAUAUGUGAUAUCCAAAAAGUUUUGCGCAUAAUAGCCCUGAUAGACGAGCAAAAUUAAAGCGCCUUAAGCAACGCUAAUGUGCAUUGAAAUUUUAUGGUGACAGACGGAGGACUGGUCUAUUUAGACAGCUGAAAACAACAUUGCAUAUUUCUGUCGAUACUCCUCGAAAUAUCAAUAUUUUUACAAUCCGUAUUUUCUCGUCUCUAACGGAUAUCUGCGAGCACUAGUUUGCGAAGUUUGAUGACGAUAGCUUAACGUUAUCUAUGGCUUAACAGGUGUUCAUUUGAUAACUAGCUAAAGUUGCGUAAAAACUUGUGAAAAGAAAGUAACAAAAAUAAGCUUUGAAAAAGUUAAAUAAAAAGUAAACUGACUGCCAUUUCUUUAUACAAAGUGGUUUAUUUUAUAAAUAACAAAUAUGCGUCCCAGAGGACUUAGAGAAUCAGAAAUAAAAAAAAUUAUCAAUUUUGACUCGAAUAAUCCUGAAGAUGAGAAUGAAGAAGAAGACGAGGAAUAGAAUUUGGAUAGAAUCAUUGAAGAAACAAUUGAAGAGGUGAUAAAAAAGGGAGAAAACGUGGAAAUGAAUUUGAUAAAUGAAAUCAUUGAAGGCGGUGGAAAUGCGGAUGAAGUUGAAAAUGAAGUGCUCACAGAAAAAAUUGUCAGUGAAACGUAUGAGAAAAUUAACCUGGAUAGUUUGAGAUGAAGGUCAGCAUGCCUACCAGAUUGCGAAACUGUUUGGAAAGAUGAAACAAUUUGUCAAGAAGUCAAAGAUCCUAUAAACUACUUCAAUGGUUUCUUCGAUGAUGAAAUCAUAACGAAGAUUUGUAGCGUAACAAAUCUUUAUUCUAUGCAAAGGAAUGGCGUAGAGCUUCAUUGUGCACCUUUCGGAAUCAGACGAUUUAUUGGCAUACUUCUUUAUUUGGGCGUGAUACUAGUUCCAAAUAUGCGAAUGGCUUGGACGCCAAACUUCAAAUUAUGAGCUGUUGCGGAUUCUUUAUUCAGAACACGCUUUGAGAAAAUCAAAGGAGCCUUUCACCUAAAUGAUAGCACAAAACAGCUGCAACCAAUAUCACCCCAUUACGACAAGCUAUAUAAAAUACGUCCAUUAUUGGCCAAACUGAAGGAGAAAUGCAACAAAUUACAGCAGGAAAAACAUCAGAGAAUAGAUGAACAGAUGAUAAAAUUUAAGGGACGUCACAGUCUAAAAAAUACUUACCCAUGAAACCCAUAAAUGGGGUUUUAAAAUGUUUACAAGAGCUGGAAUUUCAGGCAUCGUAUACGAUUUUGCUCUCUAUGUUGGAGACGGAACAUGUCCAUCUUUCGGAUUGAGUAUUUCGUCAGAUAUUGUGUUGCAUUUGGCUAGUAAUGUGCAUAGAGACAAAAAUUAUAAGUUAUUUUUCGAUAAUUGGUUUUCUUCCAUAAGCCUGAUGAUUGCACUCAUAGAACGAGGUAUUUUAGCAGCAGCAACAAUACGAGGCAAUCGGAUUAAAAACUGUAGCCUUAUGAAUGAAAAUGACCUCAUGAAAAAAGGUCGGGGAUCAUACGACUUCAAGUAUGAAGCUGUACAUAAUAUAGCUGAAUGUCGCUGGUACGAUAACAAAGGUGUGCAACUUUUGUCAAAUUAUAUAGYUGAAAAUCCGGUUUCACAAUGCAKACGCUGGUGUCGUAAACAAAAAAAGUACAUAGAUGUACCUAGACCGGCUGUUGUUGACUAUUAUAACAAGCACAUGGGAGGUGUAGACUUGGCUGACAUGUUGUUAAACUUAUAUAAAAUCAACCACCGUUCUGAGAAAUGGUAUAUGCGCAUAGUUUACUGGUGCAUCAGCACAGUGGUAGUCAAUAGCUGGUUGCUGUAUAGACGAGACCUAAAAAAUCAAGUCACACGAACGAAAUAUAUGACAUUGCUGGAUUUUCAAUUAUCUAUAGCAAACGAGCUUCUUCACGCGUCUAAUAUUAUGUCAAUAAACCCACGUAAAAGAGGUCGUCCAUCGGCAAUACCUGAAAGAAUGGAACCAGGUUCAUCUUCACGUGUCAGAAAUUUCCCUACGUCGUCAAAGCCGAAGUCGAUGCGUCUUGAUCAAACCGGUCAUUGGGUUGAAUGGGGAGGAAAAGGAAGGCGUAGAUUAUGCAUGACUGGUAUUCCAAAAUCUAAAUGCUCAUAAUGUUAGGUGCACUUAUGCUGUAACCCACAGAAAAACUGUUUAGUCUCAUAUCACACAUGAAAUGUAUGAAAAGUAUUAAAAAAAAAAUGAAAACUAUCAAUA
This is a messenger RNA of Bactrocera latifrons, 2315 nucleotides long. RefSeq names its product piggyBac transposable element-derived protein 2-like. The record is from RefSeq and is a predicted model, not a curated record. Bases 1296 to 2213 code for a protein of 305 amino acids. Lineage: Eukaryota; Metazoa; Arthropoda; Insecta; Diptera; Tephritidae. The transcript has 3 exons.